Molecule: messenger RNA, 1082 nt
Organism: Musa acuminata AAA Group (dessert banana)
Lineage: Eukaryota; Viridiplantae; Streptophyta; Magnoliopsida; Zingiberales; Musaceae
Product: protein SPEAR3-like
Exons: 5
Coding region: 95-643 (182 amino acids)
Molecular function (GO): DNA-binding transcription factor activity
Source: RefSeq, a predicted model, not a curated record
GAUCUCUCUCUCUCUCUCUCUCUCUCUCUCUCUCUGGUUUCUGGGCUUCUUCUCCAGCACUAGUUUGGUUUAGCCGUGGAGAUCGGAAGGAGAGAUGGAAAGCAAACAGUCGAAUGGAUUAGGGUCGGGAAGCGGAAGAACUGGUUCCUCCAGGAAGGGGAAGAAGGAGCGGUCAAAGCAACCCCAGAGAGGACUCGGGGUGGCUCAACUGGAGGAGAUCAGAUUACAAAGUCAAAUGGACGAAUACGUUUCUUCGCUUAACCCCCCAUUCUGCAGCAAUCUCAACAUGGAACACUCGAGAGUAGAAAUGGCACCUUCAUCAUCAUCUCCCUUGUCGCGGUCAGGAUCUUCAUCCUUUGCACUCCGUCCUAAUAUGAUGGUGAGAUUUGGAGAUGCUGAAGAGAGAGGCAUCAUUCAUUAUGGCGAGCAUUGGUCGAGAUCGCAAUUAGAUCAAAGGAGGAGUGUUUCUUCUCCCCACUGCUAUGUGCCACCAACUUUGACACUGUCCCUCUUCGAACACAACACUGAGGAGGAUUCGGCACAGAAGAGGAAUCAGCAUGAUCCAAGAUUAGGAUCGAUCGGUCAGAGUUCUGAUACCAAUGAUGCGCAAGAACUAGACUUGGAUCUUAAACUGUCACUCUGAAUGCUUGCAAGAUCCCUUGGUGUAUAUUCUGCACAUCUGCAUGUAUUAUUAGUCUCAGUUGCAUAAUAAUGCAUGAGAAAAUCUUGUUCUGACUCCAAUAUCCAAAGUGUGAUGCAUCGAUGCAUAGAUAUGAUCUAAGCUUGCUUUGUCAUUUGUUAAAGCUGACUUCUAAUGACUGGUAUUGAGGCCAGUGCGAGAGUUCAAUUUUAUGGCACGAAGGGUGUGUUGAUACAAACGCAUCUCCUCAAUCCUGUGGAAGUCUGAAGCGAUUGAUGAUGUCUUGGAAUGAUAUCACACCUCUUUUGUCUUUCUGCUUUGAAGCCUCCACUUCAAUCCAUGAGCUCGCGCCAUCGUCGUCUCUAACACAUCAGUUGGUCCAUGAUGGAAGCGAGAACAGUAGUCGAGAGAAGACUUCCGACGAUGGCGGAUUUGCUCUCCU